CUCAGACUUUCUUUUUUGUUUGUUUGUUUUUUCUGUCAAAAGCCGUCUUUUUAUAUAGAAAUAUGCAUCUCGGCGUACUAUCUUUCUCUUACAAUCGCGAUCCUGUAGAUUCUAGGGCCUCGCAUAUACGUCGAUUCUGCUGCUGGGUCUUCAAGAUUCACGAAUUUUGCUGGUGGGUUUUUGGAAUCAACUCCAACCGUUGAAAAUCAAGAUCGCAAUGCUCAAAAGCAAACCCAGAUGAAAGAAACCGAAGCGAGUUUUCAGUUGGUUUGCACUCCGAGAUCUACAUUGAGGUCUCGAAGAUUCAAGGAAAUUUUCAGUUGAAAUGCUUGAAUUCUGACGCAUCAAGAAGAUAAUGAGCAUCAUUUCCCAGCGUUCUCUAAUCCAAAAUCUGCAUUUAGGGUGUAAAGAUUGACGGAUUUUGCAGGUGGGUUUUUAAAAUCUUCGCGACCGUUUGAAAUCGAGCUUGAAAUGCUUGAUUUCCGAUGAGGAAAGAAGCAAAUGGGUGGGAUUUUCCAUUGAUUUUAUUUGUGAGCUUGUGUUUUGCGGAAUGGCGUGGCGUGCUCCAACGAUAAACCUGCCUGGUUUCAAUCGUUGUUUGAGGUUUUUUGGUUUUGGUUCUUAAGAAAGGGGAAGUGAUGGGCUCUUUUACUGGAAAUUUUGGUAUUGUCUAUGGGAGUGAUGUUACAAGUUUUUCAGGUGAAUUUUGGCAGAAUCUUGGGUUUCGGUCGACGGCUCGAGGCAGCUUGUCGUCUUCAUCGUCGUCUUUGGUUUUGGAUAGCGAGAGGGGAGAGCUUGUGAAGGCUCCGGUGAGGUUUAUGCAGAAGGGGAUUGCGGAGGCGAAGGCAAAGGCGGCUUUGAAGAACCAUAGUGAGGCGGAGAGGAGACGAAGGGAGAGGAUCAACACUCAUCUCACAACACUCAGGAACCUUGUACCCAGCACUGAUAAGAUGGACAAAGCUUCCUUGCUUGCAGAAGUGAUCGGUCAUGUGAAGGAACUGAAGAGACAUGCGACAGAAGUUAGUAAUGGAUACAUAGUCCCAACAGAUUUUGAUGAAGUGAGAGUUGAACCUGAUGCAGAUGGAAUCAACAAAGGAAGCUUCUCCAUCAAGGCGUCUCUAUGUUGCGAAGAUCGACCAGAGCUUCUGUCUGAUCUAAAGCGUACACUUCAGGCCCUCCACCUGAAAAUGGUGAGGGCCGAGAUAUCAACUCUGGGAGGCAGAGUAAAAAAUGUUUUUGUGAUGAAGUGUGAAGGAAAUGCCAAUGAUUUUGAACAGAGAAUUUUUGCAAGUUCUGUUCAUCAGGCAUUGAAGGCUGUGCUGGACAGGGUUGCAUCUCCGGAGUUUUCACCAAGAACAGAUCUUUCGAACAAAAGGCGAAGGAUGUCACUGUUUGAGUCUUCAAGUUCAUCUUCAUGAAGGCAGCUCCUCCUCGAGGAAGAAAUCGUGAUCGACGGUUGUUCUUAUAACCAGGCUUUGCAUGGCAUCAAUUGCGAAUUCCAGCACGUUGACAUGCUGAGGAAUGCAGUGGCCAGCUACCUUGAGGCGGGCCUCCAGACUUUGUAGCGAUCCAUGGUGGACAACAACUCCUUCCGAUAACAACACAACCCCAUCAAAGAGCUCGAGAAUCCGGAACCCUGGUUGAUGGAUUGUCAUGAUGAUUGUCUUACCUUGAUUCACCGCCAUCGAUUUAAGCAGCGAUACAACUUGAAGGGCUGAUGCCGAGUCCAGGCCGGAAGUCGGCUCGUCGAGAAGCAGGACAGCCGGGUCGUGGACCACAUCAACGCCAAUUGAGACCCUCCUCCUCUCACCACCGGAGACACCACGGGACAUGUCGUCGCCGCCACCAAUCCUCGACUCUGCAAUGUGAUCCAAGCCCAGCUCCUUCAACAGCUCCCGCACUCUCAUUCUGGCCUUCCGGGCCCCACCACGGAGUCUCAGACGUGCACUGUACAUGAGCGUCUCCUCGACAGUGAGCAAUGGGAAGAGUGCAUCAUCUUGGGUGACGUACCCCGACAAAUGCUGGAGCUUCCCAACAUCCAUGGGACAGCCAUUGACCAGAAUCUUACCAGAGAUUCUGUUCGGGGGUAUCAUCCCCGCCAGAAUUUCCAACAAUGUCGUCUUGCCAGCACCGCUGGGACCUGCGAUUGCCAAUAUCUCGCCAGGCCCUGCUUCACAACACACCUUCUUAAGCACAUACUUAGAACCGCCAUCGUCGCCGCACCGAGUUUGAAUCUCAUAAGAGAGUUCCUUAGUCUGUAGUCUGUAGGACGACGUCUUUGCAGGCUUGCUGAGAACCGCAGUCCUUACCGAUAACUCCAUUGAGGAAAGAGUGAGGGGAAGAUGCAAAGGAAAAAGAGACGAGGGAGAAAGUGGUGUGGAAAUAUGAGGGGAGGAGAUGAGCUAACACACCAAACUGGGAGUUUGUAUACACGCUAGCUUUGGUGUAUGAUAUUGCAUACAUGGGACUUUUUAGAGCAUGACUUAGCUUGUUGUGUUAGGUUUUCUUGGGAUUUUGGCUUUCGGUUUUGUUUCUUGAAGAGGGGUUUGGAAAAAUUCAAAGGGAAGGAGUGCAACGCUUUUCAGGUGA
Messenger RNA from Magnolia sinica, 2589 nucleotides. Its product is annotated as transcription factor bHLH30-like. The record is from RefSeq and is a predicted model, not a curated record. The transcript has 3 exons. Gene Ontology annotation, molecular function: DNA-binding transcription factor activity; protein dimerization activity. NCBI's taxonomy places the organism in Eukaryota, Viridiplantae, Streptophyta, Magnoliopsida, Magnoliales, Magnoliaceae. The coding region runs from base 639 to 1418 and encodes 259 amino acids. Gene Ontology annotation, biological process: regulation of DNA-templated transcription.